AUGAUCGCAUCAGCACAUGCACUAUUUUCGAUGUUAGCUAAUGCAACCAAACAUAGUCAAUUAUCAAAUAUCAGCCAACAUUUAUCACUACAGCAUACCACUCAACAAACGAAGAAAAUUAUCAAUGAUACAUUGCACUUAAUUAAUAAUACUACUGAUGAUAUUAAUACUUCAACAAUAAGGCUGAUAACAUCAACACUAUCAACAACAAUAACAGCGACAACAACAACAACAACAACAACAGUAUCAGCAGCAGCUACAAUAACAGCAAUAACUUCUCCAUCUGUUAUUGAUACUAUUAUUUCUACCUCAACAAUAACAACAACUGCUACUGCUAUUACUACAACUCCUACAACUAUUGUUACUCUUACUACUAUUACAAAUGCUGAAACUGUUAACUGGAAACCUGAUAGUACAGCUGAUGAAUAUGAUGAAAAUACGAGUAAUAUUAUUAGUCGUUCAAGAAGUUCAACGAAUUUGGAAUUUGCAAUGUCUACUUCAACUAUGAAUAAAAUUAUACCAGACGAGAUUAUUAAUAGGAAAAGUUUAAAAAAAUAUCCAAAAGUAUUAGAUGUAGCAACCAUCGGCAGAAGUGAUAUAUUUCCAGAAGUCACUUCGGAAAUGUUGAAUAAUAUGACAACAACAACAACAACAACAACAACAACAACAACANNNACAACAACAACAACAACAACAACAACAACAACAACAACUACGGUUCAAAGAGGAAAUGCUUCUUAUAGUGAUGUUACACUGAAUGAAAUCGAACAAAAGCACGAAAGCACGAAAAUUUCACCUAUCAAUGAAACCAAAAAUCCAUUUUUGGGGUCAAUUAGUAGCACUAUGUUUACAAAUUCACAUAUCACUUUAUUGGUUCCUGGAAAUAGCAAUAUCACAAGCACAAUAUUUACUGAUAGUAGUAGUACAAUCAGCACCACCGAAGCAUUUCCAAUCACUUAUGCAAGUAAUGAAAUUAUCCAUCAUCAACCAGUGUACAAUACGAUAAUGGCAUUUACAAAUGUAAAUGAUGUGACAGAGACAUUUUCAUCAACAUUGCCAACAACGAUGAAAUUUGUCGUACCAACAAUAUUAUCAGACACUGAACAAAAUUCAGGAAAUGCAGAAACUCUAUCUUCAUUAUCAUCACCAUCAUCAUCAUCAUCAUCGUCAUCGUCAUCAUUAUUAUCAUCAUUAACAACAUCAACAGAAGCAACAACUACAACUAUGGUUGAUACUAUUACAGCUAUAACAACAAUACCAGAAACAAUAACAACAACAACAACAGCAACAACAACAGCAACAACAAUAACAACAACAGCAACGACAACAGCAACGACAACAGCAACGACAACAGCAACGACAACAGCAACGACAACAACAAUGACAACAAUAACAACAACAUCAACAUCAACAACAACAAUGAUGCCAACUGAAACAACAACAAUAACAGCUGAAACAACAAAAAUGAUUGAUGAACAUUCAAUGAUUGCAACAUUACCAGUACCAUUAUCCACUGUUGUUGCAGAAAAUGAUAAUAAAGUUUCAAUUCAAAGCGUAGCAGAAAUUGCUUCAACAAAUGUAACGAUCGGUUCAUACAGCGUAAACAAAUCAUUGCCAUAUGUGAAUGGAACAGAACGAGCAUCCAAACAUGCAGUUAUCUUUGAUAUCUUUCAUAACGGACAACCAGUUCAAGCGGUAGUUGUUGGGAGUAAAAUUACACUUAGCUUUAUUCCCUAUUUUGCUAUUCCACCGAUAUAUAUGAGUAUAAAGGGAUGUCAAGUUGAACCGAUCGGAUCACUUUAUGAAUGGGAACGUGAACCGUUAGCAAUAAUUAAGGAUGGCUGUCAAGCGGAUCAUGUUGGUCUUGUUUGUCCACCGCAAAAGACUGAAUAUGGUAUUCGAGUAACGGUUGAAUCAUUUCGAUAUCAGACAACAUCACAAGUACAAUAUUCCUGUCUUAUCAGGAUUUGCCCCUUCACACCAUGUCCAAUGGAAACGUGUGAGGAAGUAGAAGGUUGUGGUAACUCAAAUUUGCUAUCUAAUACGUUCGGGUUACGUUCCAAACGUCAUAUUACAAUCGAAGAAAUACGCGCAGCACUAGCAGCAAAUCCUGACUUACAACGGCAAAUACGAUUGAUGAACCGUUUUGGUACACAAAGUCAAACAACAUCAGAAACGCAACAACAAUUGAUUGAACUUGGAGGCGAUCACAUUGUUAAAAAACAAUUAGUAGUUGUGAAUUCCGAGGAUGAACUAAGAUACUACGUACGGACAGGUGAUGUACCUUAA
This is a messenger RNA of Acanthocheilonema viteae, 2289 nucleotides long. Lineage: Eukaryota; Metazoa; Nematoda; Chromadorea; Rhabditida; Onchocercidae. The record is from the annotation of a GenBank genome assembly.